UACGAAGAGGCUUUUGAGUUGGCUGGUCACGGUAAAUACAAUUAUCUAGUACUUCUAACAUGUUGUAUUAUAUCUGUGGCUGUAGCGUUGGACAUGUUUGGUUUUGGAGUAGUAGUGGCUGCCGCUAGCUGCGACUUGGAGCUAACUAUUGGACAGACAGGAUUGCUUGUUGGAUCGCCGUUUACUGGUCUCCUCUUUGCAUACUUGUGGGGUUACUACGCAGACACUCGCGGCAGACGGCGAGCCCUUCUGCUGUCUACUUCAGCUGGCUUUAUCUUUGGGGCUCUCACCAGUUUUGCUGUGAACUGGGAGAUGAUGCUUAUAACCAAGAUUAUCUGCUCUAGUUUUUCAAUAGCAUCUCAUACAUUAACAAUCACAUAUCUUGGGGAGAGUACUAGAAUUCAAAAUCGAAGCCAGUAUAUCUUUAUUAUGAACUCAAUGAAUUUGGGUGCAGAAGUUAUAUCUUUCGGUCUUGCGUAUUUUAUUUUACCAUUAACGUUUGCUUAUCCAUUAUUCUCGUUGCCUAUAAUCUACAAUUCCUGGAGGCUGUACACCUUCAUCUUAGCAACUCCACUCGGAAUUGGAGCAUUACUUCUAUGUUGUCUUUACGAAAGUCCUAAGUUCUUGGCUGGAAAAAGAGGGGAUGAGGCAAUAGAUAUUUUAAGAAAAAUAUUUCUUUUUAAUGGCGGAGAUGAAACAGCUUUUCCAGUGAAGUCAUUCCACCUUACUUCCGACGUACAAAGUAAAUCCUUCUGUGGUUCUCUUACAACUCAAGCAUCACCUCUGUUCACACCUCCCUUACUGUGGAGGACUAUACAAUUGUUCUUCUUACUGGCGUUGGCUUGUUCUAUCAAUAACGCAUUCAUAAUGUGGUUUCCGACGAUGGUAGAUAUGUUUUUCCAUUCAAUGGCUUCAGGAGAUAAUAUUGGAUUUUCCUUCUGUGAUAGCAUUCGAAACGCCACCGUAUCUCAAAAUGUUGUUGAAAAGUCAUGUUCAGGAGUAAUAUCUGAAGAAACUCUAUACUCUGGCGUGUUUGCAAGUUUAUUUUUCGCCGUAUUAAAUCUUGUGGUAGCUAUGUUCGCCACGUGGCGUCGCCUAGUCUUAAUUUCCGCGUUUUUUGUAUCCGCUGCGAGUUGUUUAGCAGUAGUUUUACAAAAUCAUCCCAUAGCAAGUGUGCUAUUCUACGCAUUAAUACAAACGUCGGCUAUUGGUUUGGGCAGUGUGUCUUCUUUCUUCGUUGAUAUCUAUCCCACCACUUGCAGCGGUCUAGCGACUAGUCUUGGUUUCAUGUUUGCUCGCUUCGCCUCGCUGACGAGCGUCACAGUGAUCGGGGCGACCAUCGUCGGUUACUGUAAUGGUCGGUACAACUAUCUGGCUCUCUUCGCGUGUUCGGUGAUAUGCAUCGCCGUAUCUUUGGAUAUCUUUGGCUUCAGCGUGGUGGUAGAUGCAGCAGCCUGUGACCUGGAAUUGACAAUCCAGCAGGUGGGACUGCUGGUCAGCUCGCCGUUGGUGGGUAUACUCUUCGCCUACCCAUGGGGCUAUUUAGCAGAUACGCAAGGCAGAAGGCUGGCGAUACUGAUAUCCACUUCAGUAGGCUUUGUUUUUAGUGCCUUGAGCAGUUUUGCAGUUAACUGGCAAAUGAUGUUAGCUGCUAAAGUCGUUGGAAGCAGUUUCUCUUUGUCAUCGUUAACACUGAUAAUGACGUACCUUGGGGAAAGUGUUGUAUCUAAACACAGAAAUGAAUAUCUGUUCCUCAUGAACAGUGUUAAUUUGGGCGCUGAAAUGGUCACAUUUGGUCUAGCCCUCCUCCUGUUACCCUUGCCAAUUGCAUUAUAUAUCCCCUGGUUAUCCAUAAAAUUCGUGUCUUGGAGACUCUAUACACUUGUUAUAUCGCUUCCAAUGGGGAUUGGUGCUUUGCUGAUGAUGAGACUUCAAGAAAGUCCCAAGUUUUUAUUCAGUAAAGGAAAAGAAGAUAAAGCUUUACAAGUAUUGAGGAAGAUUUUUGUUGCGAAUGGUGGGAAAAAGAGUCAAUAUCCAGUAAAAUCUUUAAAAAAAGUCAACUGCUAUAAAAUUAGAAGCUCAUUCUGCGGCUCGCUAGCGCGGCAGACGGUGCCGGUGUUCACGCCACCACUACUGUGGCGGACGUUACAGUUAUUUUACUUGGUGAUUUUGGUUACUGCCAUUAAUAACAUAUGUUUGAUGUGGUUUCCUACAAUGCUGGAUCUAGUUUUCAACUCGGAUGCGUCAGUCACAGUAUCGGGAACCUUCUGUGAGAGUCUUGUUAAGAACGUUACAAGAUCAAGGCCCUUGCAGAAUAUUUGCGAGGAACCCGUCUCAACGAAGACAUUAACAGCAGGACUUCUGACCAGCAUGUUCUUCGGUCUCCUCAACUUGUCUGUAUCGAAGCUCGCGGUCUGGCGGCGGUGUGUGCUGAUGUCAGCGUAUCUGAUCUCUGCUAUCAGCUGUGUUAUGGUAACAGUUUUGAAGCAACCCAUAGCUAGCGUUAUAUUCUUUGCAUUGAUACAAAUCGUUGGGCUUGGGAUCGGUUGUUUGGCCUCUUAUUUCAAUGACAUCUACCCUACUUCGUGCAGGAGUCUAGCAACAAAUCUAGGUUUUAUGGUGGCACGGUCUAUGGCCCUAGUUGGGAUCAUUGUGAUCGGUGACGUUGUAGUGGAUCACUGCAAUCUCAUCUUCUACACAGCCGGUGUCGCGUUUUUGUCUGGUAUUGUUACUGCAUUGUUCCUGCCAUCAGAUAAACGGCUGAACGAUUAAUUUUGUUAAACGAUAUAAUUACUCUAGUCCAUAUAUUUUUAAGAUUUUUUUUUAAAUUAAAUAGGUUUUGUAUGUUUUAUAUUAUUUUUAAUUGAUGACUAAAGUUUAGAACACGGGCUAUUUUCAACAUAGAAUUAUAUUGUA
Molecule: messenger RNA, 2916 nt
Organism: Zerene cesonia (dogface butterfly)
Lineage: Eukaryota; Metazoa; Arthropoda; Insecta; Lepidoptera; Pieridae
Exons: 20
Coding region: 94-2772 (892 amino acids)
Biological process (GO): transmembrane transport
Molecular function (GO): transmembrane transporter activity
Source: RefSeq, a predicted model, not a curated record